Messenger RNA from Fusarium falciforme, 2307 nucleotides. RefSeq lists its product as hypothetical. The transcript has a single exon. The coding region runs from base 1 to 2307 and encodes 768 amino acids. NCBI's taxonomy places the organism in Eukaryota, Fungi, Ascomycota, Sordariomycetes, Hypocreales, Nectriaceae. The record is from RefSeq and is a predicted model, not a curated record.
AUGGCCGGGUAUCGAGCAGUUGGCAAUCCCGAGGUGCUGGCACCCCACGAGCAUGGCAUAGGGCACACCAUAAGUCGCCCCGCGGCCAACUCCAUCGGACAUAACGGUCAAGAGGCUACGAACAAAGAGUCAGGCCAGACUGGGCUGCUGGACAAGUCUGGUCAAUGGAACUUGAACAUCAACGAAAUGCCAUUAAGAUCUCAAACAACAUUCGUUGUCCCACCACGACAACAACGAAACCGACAAUGGUGGCACAGAAUCGGUCUGCCUGGAAUGGUCAUUCUCACUGUCGGCACGGGCGUCAGUCUGUUUUCCGUUGCGCUACUCAUCUUCCUCUGGCAGGGAGCCGACGGGGCGAGGAGCCGUCAUCAUCGAGCCGAAUUCUGGGAUAACAUUGUCUUUGACGAUUGGUCCACGCGACUCGUCACCAUCUGUUCCGCCGCUAUUCGGGUGUCAAUGGGUUUCCAGAUCGGACUUGCAGCAGCGGCCAUGGCGGCUGUCAUCCUAGAAACUACCGGCAGUCGAUUCUCUGACACGGCAAUGCUGUCUAUCCAGAGAGCUUCAAGUUCCAGCGCCGGCCCAUCGGAUCUUCUUCCUACCGCUUGGCGACACUGUCUUGCAGGCCGGUCCUCAGGCCUGCUUUACUUUGUUAUCCUUGCAUUGACGUUUGGCAUUGCAUUGAUUUCGACCUUGACUUCGACCAUCCUUCUCUUCGACUUUGGCCAAGACCAGAUCGCAGCUCCCAUAGCUACAGGCACCAAAGCUGUUGGGUUUGACACAUCAGAGAUCUUCCCUUUCAAUGGCAUCUCGUAUUGGAAAUCAAGACCAAUGGCUCAUUGGCGCUUUGCCGAGUCUCGUCCUAGUGAGAUGGAAAUAGCACUUCGCACUGAGAAUGCUGUUGAUACGGGUGACGUCUAUCGGGCCAUGCUUCCAUUUGAUAGCCCCCAAGACAGAACUACUCUCGAGUAUUACCAUGGGCCCGCUGUCGUCAUAAAUCAGCGAACUGCCUGUUUCGCACCAACCUUGGACAAUGUGGAACUCGUUUACAAGUUAAAUGAUGGUUCUGCCAUCGGUGGCUUGUAUCUCAGCGCCACUGCUGCCGUCGAGAAUCAGACUGACUUGAUUGGAAGUGAUGUGAGCAAGCUUGGACAAUCAACCUGCAGAAUUCACAACGGAUGGAAUAGCACAGACUCCUUUCUAUUACCAAUCUCUCUAUGCAGCAGUGUAUCGAAUACUGUGCCCAUAGAAAAUGGUACUGAGAACCCACUCUCUGGUUGGGCUUAUGGCUUCAAUUCAGUUCUACUCGUCAGCUCAGGCUCAGUUUUGAACGGGAUUGCUCCUACCAGCUAUGAAAAGUCUCGAGAGUUAAGCCCACCGAAAAUACCGAAAGAGUUAGACGACCUGACAUUCCGCCAAGAUGGACCUUGGACAGUGGCCUACACAGCCAAAGGGACCGAGGUAUUCAAUGCGACCAUCUGCUACAUCAGCCAGAACCUACCUCACAGGUACAAUGUCACUAUGACGGGGCGAGCUGUUCCCUCCGAACCAGAGUUCCUAGCUGAUUGGUCAACCUUGAUGGCCACAGAAAAUGGCACAGGUAUUCUGCAGCAGCUGGGCGUUGGGAUCUCUCCUGAUAAUACGAGAGGACGCGGUAUCUUAGACCUCCAAGUUCACUCUGGCCCGGACCUCUGGGCGAAUCCGGAUGAUGGAAGACAGGUACAGACUGCAUACUCUUUGCUUUGGUCUACACUCCUUGAAUUUUCUGCCCUCGGGAGCUGGAGCUUUGCAGGAAGGAUUAUGAAAGACGAGUUCCUGACACAAAUCAUUUGGCCAACCCACCCCGAACAUGCCGCCGUGUUUCAAAAUAUUCUCCAUCUCACUGGCGAUCCAGCGCAAGCGAUACAAGCAGUUGUAUUCCGCUUCUACCAGAUGUUAUACUACGACUGGCUGCCCAACUUUGAGCCUACUCGUCAAGUCACAACAAUUCACGCCCAAGACGUGCUCAUCCCGCAACAGUGGAGAGGUUUUGUCGUGGUUAUGGCCAUCAUAGUUGCACACUUUAUCGUGACUACUCUCGCGAUGGCACUCUUUGCGCAGCGAACCGAAUCAUCUCUCUUGGGUAAUGCUUGGCAGGCUGUCUCGCAAGUCGUUUCUCCUGAUACCCAAGAUAUCAUCCGAGCAGCGGGUAGCGAAGGUAUGAAGGACAAGGAUGUGGAGGCGCUGGCGAGAUCAACAGGUCGAGAUAAAGAAGUGAUCGCUUUGUCGAGUGGUGUUGAUAGUGGCAGGACGGAGUUGCGUGUACGUUAG